Perkinsus marinus ATCC 50983 is the source of this 237-nucleotide messenger RNA. RefSeq lists its product as hypothetical. The record is from RefSeq and is a predicted model, not a curated record. The coding region runs from base 1 to 237 and encodes 78 amino acids. Lineage: Eukaryota; Perkinsozoa; Perkinsida; Perkinsidae. The transcript has 2 exons.
AUGUUUGAAGAACUCCGUGUCUUCACGACGGAACGCAUGAUGAACCCCGUUACGUUCGGCGAGAACUGUGAUGCGAUCUUCAUGCCUAAGAUUGCUGCGUUCGAGGCGAGCAACUGUAUUGAAAACCUAGGCGGCGAUGAGGGUGAAAGUCGACGACGGAAGAACCUGCUGAAGUGUGCUGGACCGAACACCCCGAAUCUGUUCGUAGUCGAUCACUACGCGGAGUCUGGCAUGUGA